This is a messenger RNA of Aspergillus fijiensis CBS 313.89, 1730 nucleotides long. RefSeq names its product adenylosuccinate synthase ADE12 (gene adB). NCBI's taxonomy places the organism in Eukaryota, Fungi, Ascomycota, Eurotiomycetes, Eurotiales, Aspergillaceae. The coding region runs from base 246 to 1520 and encodes 424 amino acids. The record is from RefSeq and is a predicted model, not a curated record. Gene Ontology annotation, cellular component: cytoplasm. Gene Ontology annotation, biological process: IMP metabolic process; 'de novo' AMP biosynthetic process. Gene Ontology annotation, molecular function: adenylosuccinate synthase activity; GTP binding. The transcript is spliced from 4 exons.
CUAGAAAUCCUCUGGUGCUCUUUAACUUCUUACCACAAUCAACCCCUCUUCAGAAUCCCUUUUUUCUGCCAGUCCAACUGACGCCGGAUUCAUCCGUUGACUCAUCCGCAUACCCACUAUCGUGCCCCGCCUCCAGACGUUCCUCCCUCCAUCUCAGUCCCUUGUCGCAGUUUCAAGGAGUCCUAACGAUCGAAGUAUUCAAUUGCUUUUAGAUCUUCAGAUAUCACAAAAACAACACAUUCGCAAUGGGUGUCACAAUUGUUCUUGGUAGCCAGUGGGGUGAUGAAGGAAAGGGAAAGAUUACGGACAUGCUCGCGCAGGAAGCUACGCUUUGCUGCCGUGCCGCUGGCGGCCACAACGCGGGCCACACUAUCGUUCAUGGCUCUACGACUUAUGACUUCCACAUUCUACCUUCCGGACUGGUCUCCCCCUCCUGUGUCAAUCUCAUUGGUGCAGGAACUGUGGUGCACGUUCCCAGCUUCUUCAAGGAGCUGACGGCUAUUGAGACUAAGGGUCUGACCACCGCUGGAAAGCGUAUCUUCAUUUCAGACCGCGCUCACGUCUGCUUCGAUCUGCACUCCGUUGUGGAUGGCCUAGAAGAGGCCAAGCUCGGUGGUCGCAAGGUCGGCACCACUGGUAAGGGUAUCGGUCCUUGCUAUAGUGACAAGGCUGCGCGUCGCGGUGUCCGUGUUGGCGAGAUCUUGGACGAGCCUCUUUUCGAGCGCAAGUUGCGUUCACUGCAUGCGGGAUAUACUGCCCGCUUCGGCGAAUUGGAUUACGACGUUGAGGAGGAGCUUGCACGUUUCAAGGAGUACCGCCAGCGCCUGGGUCCCUACAUUGUCGACCAAUUGGCCUUCCUGCAGAAAUACAAGGAUGCCUCCAACACUUUGGUUGAGGGUGCCAAUGCUCUGAUGCUUGAUCUGGAUCACGGAACCUAUCCCUUCGUGACCUCCUCUUCGACCGGCUUGGGUGGUGCUGUCCAGGCUCUGUCCCUGAACCCCACCAGCAUCACCUCCAUCAUUGGUGUUGUUAAGGCUUAUACCACCCGUGUCGGCUCGGGCCCCUUCCCCAGCGAGCAGUUGAAUGAAUUCGGUGACAAGCUGCAGGGUGUUGGUAAGGAGUUUGGUGUCACCACCGGUCGCCGCCGUCGCUGUGGUUGGUUUGACAUGGUCCUUUGCCGCUACUCGCAGGCCAUCAACCACUACACUGCUCUUAACCUGACCAAGUUGGAUGUUCUGGACGACUUUGACGAGAUCAAGGUCGGUGUUGCUUAUAUCCUUCCUGACGGUACCCGCACGGAGAACACCAUGCCUGCCGACCCCGAGGUCUUGGAGAAGGUCAAGGUCGAGUACGUCACUCUUCCUGGCUGGAAGACCAAGACCAUGGGCAUCAAGAAGUAUGAGGAUUUGCCUCCCAACGCCCGUGCCUAUAUCGAGUACAUCGAGCGCGGUCUUGGUGGGGUCCCGGUCAAGUGGAUCGGUACCGGCCCUGCUCGUGACGACAUGAUCGCCCGCGAGUAGAUUCCGCGCUCUGGUCGUUGAACCGGUUGGUUGUUUAUUCUCAUCUUCUCGUAUAAUAUCCUCAAGCACCCAGUACCUUUAUUUCUUUUACCAUGUAUGUUUCUAUUCUGGAUGAUUUGUACUAUUGUCUACUACAGUAAAACGGUAGACGGCUGGUCGCAGAUAAAACUAGAGUACAAUAUUUCCAUUUCAUAGACAUUUUCAGAUCGG